UUAUUUUCUUGAUGUUUAAAUUGACUGUGAAUCGGAAACGUUUGCGAGAUUUGCAAGAAAAAUUAAAUAUUUAUUCAUAAAUUUCAUCUAAAAUACUUAAAAAAAUUGGAAUUAAAGCAAUAAUCUGAUUUGUAUGUGCAGAAGACGUGUGUUUGUCUCAAAGUUUUUAUAUGUAGCAAUAGCUUGAUUAGGACGAAGUAUUGGAAACUUACUAAAGAUCUAAAAUGGCUGGUAUGCCACCAUAUAUGCUACCGCCCAACCCUUGGGCGGCUCAAAUUCUCGCAGCAGCUCAGCAACAAAUGCAAGUAAUGGCGACGCAGCAAAUUCAAAUGCAGCAUACAGGUGCACCUCCUGGAACACCUAUUAAUAGUCAGCAACCUCCCCUUGGCGUAAUACCACCUCCAAAACAGGAUUUUAUUAACGAAGAUAAACUACAAGAAAAAGCUUUAAAAUGGCAACAAUUACAAUCUAAGAGGUUUGCUCCAAAAAGAAAAUUUGGUUUUGUUGAUGCUCAAAAGGAAGAUAUGCCACCUGAACAUAUUCGAAAAAUUAUACGAGAUCAUGGUGAUAUGACUAGCAGAAAAUACCGUCAUGAUAAACGAGUUUAUUUAGGAGCCUUAAAGUAUAUGCCUCAUGCUGUUUUAAAAUUAUUAGAAAAUAUGCCAAUGCCGUGGGAGCAAAUACGUGAUGUUCAAGUUUUGUACCACAUUUCUGGCGCAAUAACAUUUGUCAACGAAAUUCCAUGGGUAAUUGAACCAGUUUAUAUUGCGCAAUGGGGUACAAUGUGGAUUAUGAUGAGAAGAGAAAAACGUGAUAGAAGACAUUUUAAAAGAAUGCGAUUUCCACCGUUUGAUGAUGAAGAACCUCCUUUGGAUUACGCAGAUAACGUGUUAGAUGUAGAACCUUUAGAGGCAAUACAAAUUGAAUUAGAUACCGAAGAAGAUGCUCCAGUCUAUAAAUGGUUUUAUGAACACAAACCUUUGAUUGGUACGCCAUAUGUUAAUGGACCAACAUAUCGUAAAUGGAAUUUAACAUUACCUCAAAUGGCUACAUUAUAUAGAUUAGCUAAUCAACUUUUAACUGAUUUAGUUGAUGAUAAUUUUUUUUAUUUAUUUGAUCCGAAAAGUUUUUUUACUGCUAAAGCAUUAAAUAUGGCUAUACCGGGUGGUCCGAAAUUUGAACCAUUAAUCAAAGAUCAUAAUAUUGGUGAUGAAGAUUGGAAUGAAUUUAAUGACAUUAAUAAAGUUAUAAUUCGGCAACCUAUUCGAACUGAAUACAGAAUUGCUUUCCCAUAUUUAUACAAUAAUAUGCCACAUUUUGUACAUCUUUCAUGGUAUCACACACCUAAUGUUGUUUACAUAAAAACGGAAGAUCCAGAUCUACCAGCAUUUUAUUUUGAUCCUUUAAUAAACCCGAUUUCUCAUAGACAUACAAACAAAAUAUUAGAACCAACAAUAGAUGAUGAUGAAGAAUUUGUUCUACCAGAAGAGGUGCAACCAUUUUUACAAGAUACUCCAUUAUAUACAGAUAAUACUGCAAAUGGAAUAUCUUUAUUAUGGGCACCAAGACCCUUCAAUAUGCGAUCUGGUCGUUGUAGACGUGCUUUAGAUAUUCCCUUAGUAAAGGGAUGGUAUAAAGAACAUUGUCCACCUGGGCAUCCAGUUAAAGUACGUGUGAGUUAUCAAAAAUUGUUGAAAUAUUAUGUACUUAAUGCUUUAAAGCAUAGAAAGCCCAAACCACAGAAGAAAAGGUAUUUAUUCAAAUCAUUCAAAGCAACAAAGUUCUUCCAGACAACCACAUUAGAUUGGGUUGAAGCUGGUUUGCAAGUUUGCAGACAAGGAUACAACAUGUUGAACCUUCUUAUUCAUCGUAAAAAUUUAAACUACUUGCAUUUGGAUUAUAAUUUUAAUUUAAAACCAGUAAAAACAUUAACUACUAAGGAAAGAAAAAAAUCGCGUUUCGGAAACGCUUUUCAUUUGUGUCGAGAAAUUUUAAGAUUGACUAAACUUAUCAUAGAUUCCCAUGUUCAAUAUCGCUUAAACAAUGUAGACGCAUUUCAACUUGCAGACGGUUUGCAAUAUAUUUUUGCUCACGUUGGUCAACUAACUGGAAUGUACAGAUACAAGUAUAAAUUAAUGAGGCAAAUUCGUAUGUGCAAGGAUUUAAAACAUUUAAUAUAUUAUCGAUUCAAUACAGGACCAGUUGGAAAAGGUCCUGGUUGUGGAUUUUGGGCCCCAGGUUGGCGUGUGUGGCUAUUUUUCAUGCGAGGUAUUACUCCGCUUUUAGAACGUUGGUUAGGAAAUUUAUUAUCGCGUCAAUUUGAAGGCCGGCAUUCGAAAGGAGUCGCAAAAACCGUAACAAAACAAAGAGUUGAAUCACACUUUGAUUUAGAAUUAAGAGCGUCAGUUAUGCAUGAUAUCGUCGACAUGAUGCCAGAAGGUAUUAAACAAAAUAAAGCAAGAACCAUUUUGCAACAUUUAUCAGAAGCUUGGCGUUGCUGGAAGGCGAAUAUACCUUGGAAAGUCCCAGGUUUGCCUAUUCCUAUUGAAAAUAUGAUAUUACGUUACGUAAAAAUGAAGGCUGAUUGGUGGACUAAUACAGCACAUUAUAAUCGUGAAAGAAUACGUAGAGGGGCAACUGUAGAUAAAACUGUAUGCAAAAAGAAUUUAGGUAGACUAACUAGACUUUAUCUAAAGGCCGAACAAGAAAGGCAGCACAAUUAUUUAAAGGAUGGUCCAUAUAUUUCACCUGAGGAAGCUGUCGCUAUUUAUACAACAACGGUUCAUUGGUUAGAAUCCAGGCGAUUUGCUCCUGUUCCAUUUCCUCCACUUUCAUAUAAACACGACACAAAAUUAUUAAUUUUAGCUUUGGAAAGAUUAAAAGAAGCUUAUAGUGUAAAAUCUCGAUUAAAUCAAAGUCAAAGGGAAGAGUUAGGGUUAAUAGAACAAGCAUAUGACAACCCACACGAAGCUUUAUCACGUAUUAAACGUCAUUUGCUAACCCAGAGAGCAUUUAAAGAAGUUGGUAUCGAAUUCAUGGAUUUAUACAGCCAUCUUAUUCCCGUUUACGAUGUAGAGCCACUUGAAAAAAUUACAGAUGCUUAUUUAGAUCAAUAUUUAUGGUAUGAAGCAGACAAAAGACGUUUAUUCCCACCAUGGAUUAAGCCCAGUGACACGGAACCUCCACCACUUCUGGUUUAUAAAUGGUGUCAGGGCAUUAAUAAUAUGCAAGACGUUUGGGAUAUUUCAGAAGGGGAAUGUAAUGUUCUUCUAGAAUCGAGAUUUGAAAAAUUGUAUGAAAAGAUUGAUUUAACUUUGUUAAAUCGUUUAUUGCGUCUUAUAGUUGAUCAUAAUAUUGCUGAUUACAUGACUGCUAAAAAUAACGUUGUAAUCAAUUAUAAAGAUAUGAACCAUACUAACAGCUAUGGAAUAAUUAGGGGCUUACAGUUCUCCUCUUUUAUUACACAAUAUUAUGGUUUAGUUUUGGACCUUCUAGUACUUGGUUUACAAAGAUCAAGUGAAAUGGCCGGCCCACCACAAAUGCCUAAUGAUUUUUUAACCUUCCAAGAUACUACUACUGAAACGGCUCACCCUAUCAGAUUAUACUGUAGGUACGUUGAUCGAGUUCAUAUUUUCUUAAGAUUCACUGCUGACGAUGCUAGAGACUUAAUUCAAAGAUACUUAACUGAACAUCCAGAUCCAAAUAACGAGAACAUUGUUGGGUACAAUAACAAGAAAUGUUGGCCAAGAGAUGCCCGGAUGCGUUUAAUGAAACAUGAUGUUAAUUUAGGACGUGCUGUUUUUUGGGACAUAAAAAAUCGCUUACCGAGGUCAGUUACAACGGUCAACUGGGAAAAUACUUUUGUAUCCGUAUAUUCAAAAGAUAAUCCCAAUUUGUUGUUUAACAUGUCAGGUUUUGAGUGCAGAAUCCUACCAAAAUGUCGAACUCAACAUGAGGAAUUUACACAUCGUGAUGGUGUCUGGAAUUUACAAAAUGAAGUGACUAAAGAAAGAACAGCUCAAUGCUUUUUGCGAGUCGAUGACGAGUCGUUAGGCCGUUUUCAUAAUCGAGUUCGCCAAAUAUUAAUGGCAUCAGGUUCUACGACGUUUACAAAAAUAGUGAAUAAAUGGAACACUGCUUUGAUUGGUUUAAUGACAUAUUUUCGUGAAGCUGUAGUGAACACUCAAGAACUCCUAGACUUAUUAGUUAAAUGCGAAAAUAAAAUUCAGACUCGUAUAAAAAUUGGUUUGAAUUCAAAAAUGCCUUCAAGAUUUCCUCCAGUUGUUUUCUACACUCCUAAAGAAUUAGGCGGUCUUGGAAUGUUAAGUAUGGGUCAUGUUUUAAUUCCACAAUCAGAUUUAAGAUGGUCAAAACAAACUGAUGUUGGUAUUACUCAUUUUCGAUCUGGGAUGUCUCAUGAUCAGGAUCAGUUAAUUCCAAAUUUAUACAGAUAUAUUCAACCAUGGGAAAGUGAGUUUAUCGAUUCGCAACGUGUAUGGGCUGAAUACGCAUUAAAACGUCAAGAAGCAAAUGCACAAAAUCGUCGUUUAACACUAGAAGAUUUAGAAGACAGUUGGGAUCGGGGUAUUCCUCGCAUAAAUACCCUUUUCCAGAAAGAUCGCCAUACUUUAGCAUACGAUAAAGGUUGGAGAAUUCGUACAGAGUUUAAACAAUAUCAAGUAUUAAAACAAAAUCCAUUUUGGUGGACUCAUCAAAGGCAUGAUGGAAAAUUAUGGAAUUUAAAUAACUAUAGAACUGAUAUGAUUCAAGCAUUAGGUGGAGUUGAAGGUAUAUUAGAACAUACGUUAUUCAAAGGCACAUAUUUCCCAACAUGGGAAGGUUUAUUCUGGGAAAAAGCAUCUGGUUUCGAAGAAUCAAUGAAAUAUAAGAAAUUAACAAAUGCACAACGUUCUGGUUUAAAUCAAAUUCCUAAUCGUCGUUUUACUUUAUGGUGGUCACCAACAAUUAAUCGUGCAAAUGUGUAUGUUGGUUUUCAAGUUCAGUUAGAUUUAACUGGUAUAUUUAUGCAUGGUAAAAUUCCAACUUUGAAAAUUUCUCUAAUUCAAAUUUUCCGUGCUCAUUUAUGGCAAAAAAUACACGAAUCGAUUGUUAUGGAUUUAUGUCAGGUAUUUGAUCAAGAAUUGGACGCUUUAGAAAUUGAAACAGUUCAAAAAGAAACUAUUCAUCCCAGAAAAUCUUACAAAAUGAACUCAUCUUGCGCUGAUAUUCUUCUGUUCCCUGCUUAUAAAUGGAAUGUGUCGAGACCUUCUCUCUUAGCUGACACGAAAGAUACUAUGGAUAAUACAACCACACAAAAAUAUUGGUUGGAUGUUCAAUUAAGGUGGGGUGAUUAUGAUUCGCACGAUGUCGAACGUUACGCUCGUGCUAAAUUUUUAGAUUAUACAACAGAUAACAUGUCAAUAUAUCCUUCCCCGACUGGAGUUUUAAUAGCAAUAGAUUUAGCAUAUAAUUUACAUUCAGCCUAUGGAAAUUGGUUCCCGGGUUGUAAAAUUCUAAUUCAACAAGCAAUGGCAAAAAUAAUGAAAGCAAAUCCUGCAUUAUAUGUAUUAAGAGAACGUAUUAGAAAAGCAUUGCAAUUAUACAGUUCAGAACCUACAGAGCCGUAUUUAUCUUCUCAAAACUAUGGAGAAUUGUUUUCUAAUCAAAUUAUAUGGUUUGUUGAUGAUACAAAUGUAUAUCGCGUGACAAUUCAUAAAACAUUUGAAGGUAAUUUAACUACGAAACCAAUUAACGGGGCAAUUUUCAUUUUCAAUCCGCGUACAGGGCAAUUAUUUUUAAAAAUUAUUCAUACAUCAGUUUGGGCCGGACAAAAACGUUUAGGUCAAUUAGCUAAGUGGAAAACGGCUGAAGAAGUUGCUGCAUUAAUUCGUUCUUUACCAGUAGAAGAACAACCCAAACAAAUUAUCGUAACUCGUAAAGGCAUGUUGGAUCCUUUGGAAGUGCAUUUGCUUGAUUUCCCGAACAUUGUUAUCAAAGGUUCUGAAUUGCAAUUACCAUUCCAAGCGUGCUUAAAGGUUGAGAAAUUUGGUGAUCUAAUAUUGAAAGCUACCGAACCUCAAAUGGUUCUAUUCAAUUUAUAUGAUGAUUGGUUAAAGACAAUUUCAUCAUAUACCGCAUUUUCUAGAUUGAUUCUCAUAUUGAGAGCUUUACAUGUUAAUACUGAAAGAACGAAAAUUAUAUUAAAACCAGAUAAAACUACUAUUACAGAAGCGCAUCAUAUAUGGCCAACUUUAACCGAUGAAGAGUGGAUAAAAGUAGAAGUACAAUUAAAAGAUUUAAUUUUAGCAGAUUACGGAAAGAAGAAUAAUGUUAAUGUAGCAUCUCUAACACAAUCAGAAAUUAGAGAUAUUAUUUUAGGCAUGGAAAUUUCAGCUCCAUCAGCCCAACGUCAACAAAUCGCUGAAAUUGAAAAACAAACAAAAGAACAAAAUCAAUUAACAGCGACUACAACUCGUACAACUAAUAAACAUGGUGACGAAAUAAUUACAUCCACUACGUCAAACUAUGAAACACAAACAUUUAGUUCAAAAACAGAAUGGCGAGUUCGUGCAAUUUCUGCUACAAAUCUACAUCUUCGUACAAAUCACAUUUAUGUCAGUUCAGACGAUAUUAAGGAAACCGGAUAUACAUAUAUCUUGCCUAAAAAUAUUUUAAAAAAAUUUGUUACAAUAUCAGAUUUGCGAGCUCAAAUAGCCGGUUAUUUGUAUGGUGUUAGUCCACCUGAUAAUCCUCAAGUAAAAGAAAUUCGUUGUAUAGUUUUACCGCCACAGUGGGGUACACAUCAAACUAUAAAUCUACCCAAUCAAUUACCCCAACAUCAAUAUCUCAAAGAUAUGGAGCCUUUAGGAUGGAUACAUACACAACCUAAUGAAUUGCCACAAUUAUCGCCACAAGAUAUUACAACACAUGCCAAAAUAAUGUUAGAUAAUGCAACAUGGGAUGGAGAAAAAACCAUUGUUAUUACAUGUUCAUUUACACCUGGUUCGUGUUCAUUAACGGCGUAUAAGUUAACUCCAUCGGGCUUUGAAUGGGGUUCGAAAAAUACAGAUAAGGGAAAUAAUCCAAAAGGCUAUUUACCAUCACAUUAUGAACGAGUGCAAAUGUUACUUUCGAAUAAAUUUUUAGGUUUCUUUAUGAUACCUGCGCAGGGUAGUUGGAAUUAUAAUUUUAUGGGAGUUCGUCACGAUCCAAACAUGAAAUACGAAUUACAAUUAGCAAAUCCAAAAGAAUUUUAUCAUGAAUUACAUAGACCUUCACAUUUCUUACUUUUUUCAAAUCUUGAAGAUGGUGGGGAUGGGGCUGGGGCAGAUCGUGAAGAUGUUUAUGCUUAAAAUUUUAUUUUACUUUUCACUAAAAUAUAAAAAUUGUGUUAGAUUAUUUUUAACAUAUAUACAAAUUUAUAAUAAUAAUAAAAUGUGUAUUAGAGUAAUAAAGAAAAAAUACAAAGUAAAUGUAAACCAAGCAGA
Condylostylus longicornis is the source of this 7487-nucleotide messenger RNA. It is a transcript of the gene Prp8, whose product is annotated as pre-mRNA-processing-splicing factor 8. Gene Ontology annotation, cellular component: catalytic step 2 spliceosome; U5 snRNP. The transcript is spliced from 2 exons. Gene Ontology annotation, biological process: spliceosomal tri-snRNP complex assembly; mRNA splicing, via spliceosome. The record is from RefSeq and is a predicted model, not a curated record. Gene Ontology annotation, molecular function: U1 snRNA binding; U2 snRNA binding; protein binding. Bases 225 to 7352 code for a protein of 2375 amino acids. NCBI's taxonomy places the organism in Eukaryota, Metazoa, Arthropoda, Insecta, Diptera, Dolichopodidae.